GAGGGGUGGGAGGAGAGGCGAGCAAGAUGCUCCGGGGGUAGCGUGGCGGCGGCUGCUCCAGUAGCAGCCUCUGCGGGGCUGAGGCGGGAGCGGCGCGCGCUCGGCGAACGUUCCCCGGAUCCCGGGCGCGCGCGCGCGCGCGGAGGGCGCGCGGAGCCGCUGCUGGAACGGCGGCUGCUCCGGGGCUGCAUCCCCUCUCCCGCAGAGGGCUCGGCGCGGCCCAAGGGUGCUGCGCCGGUCGGCCGCGCCACCGCUCGCUUCCCCUCCUUAUCCAGCUGCUGCUCUGCUCCGCCCCGGCGUCUCCAGACGCGGAGCUUCCUCUUUCUUCUGCCGCCCCUCCUCCCCCCCGCGGCGCCCGGUCCCAGCUCCCACAAAGAUGCGGCUCUACCGGUGGCUGCUGAAGCAGCCGGUCCCUAAACAGAUCGAGCGCUACUCCCGCUUCUCUCCGUCGCCGCUCUCCAUUAAGCAGUUCCUGGACUUUGGUCGUGACAAUGCUUGUGAGAAGACAUCAUACAUGUUUUUACGAAAAGAGCUCCCAGUGCGACUGGCUAAUACAAUGAGAGAAGUCAAUUUGUUGCCUGAUAAUUUGCUGAACCGACCUUCAGUAGGACUGGUGCAGAGUUGGUACAUGCAAAGCUUUCUUGAACUUUUAGAAUAUGAAAAUAAGAGCCCUGAGGAUCCACAAGUUUUGGAUGACUUUUUACAAGUCAUGGUUAAAGUCAGAAACAGACACAAUGAUGUGGUUCCUACCAUGGCACAAGGAGUAAUUGAAUACAAGGAGAAGUAUGGUUUUGAUCCUUUUAUUAGCAGUAACAUCCAGUAUUUUCUGGAUCGGUUUUAUACCAACCGCAUAUCUUUCCGCAUGCUUAUUAACCAGCACACACUUCUAUUUGGUGAUGACCCUAAUCCUGCUCAUCCUAAACACAUUGGGAGUAUUGAUCCCACCUGUAAUGUGGCUGAUGUAGUAAAAGAUGCAUAUGAAACAGCCAAGAUGCUUUGCGAACAGUAUUAUAUGGUAGCCCCAGAAUUGGAAAUUGAAGAAUUCAAUGCAAAAGCUCCCAACAAGCCUAUUCAGGUAGUUUAUGUACCCUCACAUCUGUUUCACAUGCUGUUUGAAUUGUUCAAGAACUCAAUGAGAGCAACAGUAGAACUUUUUGAAGACAGAAAAGAAGGUUACCCAUCUAUUAAAACGCUAGUAACAUUGGGCAAAGAAGAUUUAUCCAUUAAGAUAAGUGACCAAGGUGGUGGCGUUCCAUUGCGAAAAAUAGACCGUUUAUUUAACUAUAUGUAUUCAACUGCUCCUAGACCUAGCCUCGAACCAACAAGAGCAGCACCUCUGGCUGGAUUUGGCUAUGGCUUGCCUAUCUCCCGUCUUUAUGCCAGAUACUUUCAAGGAGACCUAAAACUCUAUUCAAUGGAAGGAGUGGGUACUGAUGCUGUAAUUUAUUUGAAGGCUCUUUCAAGUGAAUCAUUUGAGAGGCUUCCGGUGUUUAAUAAGUCAGCAUGGAGGCAUUACAAGACAACACCAGAAGCUGAUGACUGGAGCAAUCCUAGCAGUGAACCCAGGGAUGCUUCAAAAUACAAAGCCAAACUUGACAAGAUGAAGACAAAUAGAACUUUCUAAAGAAAUGACUGUAUUUGGCCUAUUUUGUGAAGAUUGUGUCUUCUGCAAGUUGACCAGAGAGCGCUCCUUACCACCACAUCUUGGGGGUGGGUGGCACCCUAGCUAUUCGAGGGCUUGAACAUUUAUUUUCAUUGAACUAGCUGGAGCUUUUCUAUGGACCUUGUCCUGUAGCUGUUCAAGCUCUUCCACUAAAUAACCUGAGUGCUUUUCACAACACCUUGGUGUGUGGUUGGCUGUUCUGGGGGUGAGAAGGUUGAUAAGAGCUUGGCAUGGGGGGGAAUCUGAUGCCUUAUAUAGCUCCCCUGUUUUUCUUCCCUUCACUCUCAUUACUGUAAAGCCCAUUGCCUGUCCUCCCUACCCACAGGAGCUUCCGCUUCUGUCCUAAGUCCAGAGCGCUAUGGUGUUUUGUAUUUGCCGCUGGAUUCCAUGCUCUUCUCAAACCACUGACUAGAACCCAGAAAUUCUGAGUAGUGAAAUCAUCUGCUGGGGCCUCAUCAGUGGGGGAUUCUUUUCCCAAAGCCUUGACCUUAGCUCUCUUAUUCCAUAACCAUCUGCUUUCCAAGUGGCUUAGAUAUUCCUUUCCCUAACUUCAUGUGUGCUCAAUCGCCUUGUCAGUGCUAGGACAUUCAUGUUAGGAAGAAAUCUCACCCAUACAUGCAAUUGAUUUCCUAUUUAAUUUGUACACUGCCAUUCUGUUGAUUAAAAGUGUUCCAAAAGUUGCCCUGGGACUUUCACUGAGACUUUUGGUGGUCUGAAACCAUUAAUGAAAAAUUGCCUUUGAUCAGCUUUGUUAAAAGAAAUUUAAUAAGAGGAAUUAGAUUUUUAAUCCUAUAAAAAACCUAACUAAACUAAUGCUCUAUGCAUUUAGAUUCUUCUGAAGAAGGUGCAAGUAUCCUCUGAGAUAUCCAGUUCUUUAUAGAAAUCUUUGAAAAAUUGGUACCCUGAGUCAGUUUUUGAAAUCUUAACCUUCACUUUAUACCACAAUUUAGAAUAUAGUUCAUUCCUUUAAUCUUACUUUGAUAUCUUUUCUUUCUUUUUUCUUUUUUCUUUCUUUUUUUUUUUUUUUUGUUUUGCUUUUGUUUUUAACUUGGAGACAAAUGGAAGAGAGGUAAUAACAAGAGGAAUUUGUAUUAUAUGAAUUUGUUAUAUUGAAAAUUUUUGAUAUGGCAGUUACUUGAGAUUCCCAGCUGCAUUUAAGAUCCUAUACAUUUAGAGCAGCUAGAUGGAAUAGUGGGUAGAGCUCUGGCCCACAAGUUGAGUAGACAAAUUAACACAACACUUAAACUAGGUGUAUGACUCUGGGCAAAUCACUCAACCCCAAUUCCCUUCCCAAAAAACAAUAAUACAAAAAAACAAAAAACUCUAUACAUUCAUUAGCAUAAUUGAGCUGGCUCACCUCAGAGAGGCUAAGGUGGUGCUUUAGGCUCCAUUCCUUAUUUUAUAUUUAGUUUUUGGUGACAAUUAAGAGCAAGGAUGAUGUAAUGUUUAUUGUUGUACAAUCCACUAUUUCUUAGGAACUAGUUUGAGAUGGUGGGACUAAUUUCUUUCUUAACUAAAAAUCUCCUACCUUUUCCAGACCUCCAUUUAAUCUCUCUAGUUCUUUGAUUCCAUUUUUUUUUAGGAUUAUAUCUUAAGUAUUUUUGUUUUUAAGAACUCUUAAAUGUACAUCCUAAUUUAAUUUUCUCUUUGUCCUUUUUACACAGGACAGUGUCAGUUUUUGUUUUUACUACUGCACAAAGGUGUAGUGUUUUUCCCUUAAGAACAUACAUUUUAUAAGGAUGUGUACUUUGUUAAUUAUUUUUUUGUGUUUCAUUUCUUCCCAUGGAACCUUUUUUUUUCUUUUAUGUCAUUGUGAUGCCUGAGCUCAUACUUCCUGUAGAAAUCUGUUUUUUUUGCACUUUGUUGUUUCAUCUUCUUACAAUGAAUAAUUAUUGAUGGCAUAAAAGUUUAUAAGACUGAGAAUGGUUUGAUCAUGCCAUUUCUUCUAAAGGAAAGAGUAACACUUAACUCCAGGAAAGUUUCAGCUAACUCAAGCCACUAGUGUUGGAUUUCAACAGCAUCAUGAUUUGGGGGAUAAGAUACUAUGGAAAAGUAAGUGGAGGUAUGAACUCGAGAUGAUGUUUGAAUUUUUAAGGACCUUGAAUGUUAUGAGCUUUGGACAUUAAGUGUAGUAUCUUUAUUGGAUUUUGCCUACAAGACCAUCAUUUUUCUUCAAUCCUACGCAUAUUAAUUUCCCUUACUAGAUUACAGGUCAGUAGUAGAUUCACCAGAUAGUGACAGGCUGUUGAAGAUACUCAGUCUUUAAAAGUAUAUUGUGGGUACUGAACAAUGUUUAGCAGAGACAAAGGCUGUGUUUAACAAAGGUCUUAAAAAUAAACUGAAUUAAGCUUUUGCAUAA
This is a messenger RNA of Sarcophilus harrisii (Tasmanian devil), 4022 nucleotides long. It is a transcript of the gene PDK3, whose product is annotated as pyruvate dehydrogenase kinase 3. The coding region runs from base 377 to 1624 and encodes 415 amino acids. The record is from RefSeq and is a predicted model, not a curated record. Gene Ontology annotation, biological process: protein phosphorylation; regulation of glucose metabolic process. Lineage: Eukaryota; Metazoa; Chordata; Mammalia; Dasyuromorphia; Dasyuridae. Gene Ontology annotation, molecular function: pyruvate dehydrogenase (acetyl-transferring) kinase activity. The transcript is spliced from 12 exons. Gene Ontology annotation, cellular component: mitochondrion.